This is a messenger RNA of Kwoniella botswanensis, 1383 nucleotides long. RefSeq lists its product as uncharacterized. The transcript has 6 exons. The record is from RefSeq and is a predicted model, not a curated record. Lineage: Eukaryota; Fungi; Basidiomycota; Tremellomycetes; Tremellales; Cryptococcaceae. Gene Ontology annotation, molecular function: protein binding. The coding region runs from base 1 to 1383 and encodes 460 amino acids. Gene Ontology annotation, cellular component: Dsc E3 ubiquitin ligase complex; endoplasmic reticulum.
AUGCCAUCUGGACCGUCAAACCAAGAAUCCGAACCACUCUUACCUCUCCAUCAACCUGCUACUACCAGUAGUACACCUUCUCGAUCUCGCUUAUCCGCUCGCCGAUACAACCCACAUUCAUUAAGCUCUACAAGCAGAGAUAAAGGCAAGGGCAAAGCGACGGCUUUGAGCGAUAUUGAAGCUGGUAGGACCUCUCCAGAAAAGGAUUCAAGUGAUUUACAUUCGCCCAACGCUAGACGCAAAGGUAAAGCCAAAGCUAAGGAGGACAAGCGAGGUAGGAAUGUGACGAUUAUAUUCAGUAACGAGUCGGAGAUAACAGGUCAUGGAAAUUUGGAGUGUUGGGUCGAAGAUGGAGAGAACGUGGGGAGUCUGAAAGAGCAGAUCAAAACCCUUCGUCCAUCCUUACAAUCCCAUAACCUUCGAUUGAUCCAUUCUGGCCGAUUAUUGACGGAUGGUAUACUCUUAUUGCCUUGGCUGAGAUCGUUAGAAGAGAGAGUGAAAAGACAAGCUGCAGGUGUAGGUGGAGAUGUUGAAAAUGUACUGAAGGAAGUUGGAUUGACCGAAGAUCGGAGUGAAUCCUCCUCAUCUGACGGCGAUGAUCAUGAGGACGAUGAUGAGGGGGGCAAAAUAAGAAAAAAGGCCGGUGAGAAGAUCGUUAAUGAGAAAGUAUGGCUGCACUGUAUUGUUGGUGGGAAAGAGGAGAAAACAAGCACCAAUGAAGAAGAAGAGCCAAGUGCACCGCGCAGAAGAGGAUUUGACGUUCUUCUAGAUGCUGGACUUUCAGCGGAUGAUGUCGCUGCGAUGAGAAGGCAGUUCUACGAGAGUAGAGGGGAAGAAGUGCCGGAAGGUAUGGAGGACGGUGAUAUCAAUGACGAGCACGCUCGAGCAUUGGAAGAACAGUGGAUAGAAGGUGAUAUGACUGCUGAGACAGCUACCACUACGACCGAAGGAUUAUACUCCUCGAUCCUACACGGUUUAUUGACAGGCUUCCUAUUCCCUAUAACACCAUGGUUCUUCUUCCGCGAACCACCCCUACCCAAUUUUUUCGAUGCUGAUGCAGAAGCUAUCAACCUUUCUCGAAUCGAUCAAACGGCCAACAGGCGUACUUCAGCGGCCAGUACAAGUAAUGUCAAUCCAAUCGACAAUACGCAUGUUAGUAAUAAUGGCGAAGCGUCUGAACCCAUCACAACCACAAAUGCAUCGACGUCAACCGGUACGGACGGAAUGGCUUCAGCACAAGAUCGUUUCAUGCGCGCCGGCGGGAUUGGAAUGGGUCUAGGAGAAAUCGUGGCGAGUCAAGUAUUUGGGAAGAGGAUGCAGAUGGGUAUCCUGCUAGGUACAAUCCUUAAUAUAGCUUUUGGCGCAUUGAGAUUCCUCAACUAG